Messenger RNA from Hemiscyllium ocellatum (epaulette shark), 1113 nucleotides. RefSeq names its product somatostatin receptor type 2-like. Gene Ontology annotation, biological process: neuropeptide signaling pathway; cellular response to estradiol stimulus; cellular response to glucocorticoid stimulus. Bases 1 to 1113 code for a protein of 370 amino acids. The record is from RefSeq and is a predicted model, not a curated record. Gene Ontology annotation, molecular function: somatostatin receptor activity; neuropeptide binding. The transcript has a single exon. NCBI's taxonomy places the organism in Eukaryota, Metazoa, Chordata, Chondrichthyes, Orectolobiformes, Hemiscylliidae. Gene Ontology annotation, cellular component: neuron projection; membrane.
AUGUCACUGGAUAUUCCGGCCGAGUGGUUGCUGGAGGCUUCUCAGGGAGUGAAUGUGUCCACGGAGAUGCCGUGGGAUUUCGGUCAGAACUCCAGCAAGCCUGCCAGCCCGGCUGUGGACAUGAGCGGCAGUGUUCUGCUGCCCCUGAUCUACUUUGUGGUGUGUGUCCUGGGCCUGAGUGGCAACACCCUGGUCAUCUAUGUCAUCCUGCGCUACGCCAAGAUGAAGACGGUCACCAACAUCUACAUCCUGAACCUGGCCAUCGCCGACGAGCUGUUCAUGGUGGCCUUGCCUUUCUUCGCCACCCAGGCGGCCCUGGCCCACUGGCCGUUCGGCCAGGCCGCCUGCCGAGUGCUGAUGACCCUGGACGGCAUCAACCAGUUCACCAGCAUCUUCUGCCUGACGGUGAUGAGCGUGGACCGCUACUUGGCGGUGGUGCACCCCAUCACCUCCUCCAAGUGGCGGAAGCCCCGGCUGGCCAAGCUGGUGAACGGGGCGGUGUGGCUCAUCUCGCUGCUGGUCAUUCUGCCCAUCAUGAUCUACUCGGCGGUGCAGACCCGCAACGGCAGGAGCAGCUGCACCAUCACCUGGCCCAGCAAGAACCCGAGCUGGUACACCGCCUUUGGCAUCUACACCUUCGCCCUGGGCUUCUUCCUGCCCCUCACCAUCAUCUGCUUGUGCUACCUCCUCAUCAUCAUCAAGGUCAAAGCCUCGGGCAUCCGGGUGGGAUCGUCCAAGCGCAAGAAAUCAGAGCGCAAGGUCACCCGCAUGGUCUCCAUCGUCGUGGCCGUGUUCGUCUUCUGCUGGCUGCCCUUCUACAUCUUCAACUUCCUGCCCCUGGCGGUCGAUGUCAAGCCCACCGUGGCCAUGAAAGGCUUCUACGAGUUCGUGGUGGUGCUCUCCUACGCCAACAGCUGCGCCAACCCCAUCCUGUACGCCUUCCUCUCCGACAAUUUCAAGAAGAGUUUCCAGAACGUGUUGUGCCUGAGGAAGGUGAGCGGCUUGGACGAGGCGGACCGCAGUGACAGCCGCCAAGACAAAUCCCGGCUCCAGGAUGUCACCGAGACCCAGAGGACUCUGCUCAAUGGCGAUGACCUGCAGACCAGUAUCUAA